AUCCGUAGUGCGCCCCCUGCACGCCACACGUAUUACAACGUCAGCCACUACGUGUGGGGGGCAAAGGUCAAAUCAGUCAUGAAGAUUCCGCCACCGUAGCAGCCAGUCACUGUCGCACUUGUUUAUUUUUUAUUUAAGCGUAGAUUUCGCAAGCGGGCGAGCUGCACCACAGCCAAACUGGAAGAAGUCAUGGCACGUCUGGUAGCAGUGUGCAGGGAGGGGGAAGAGGACUACCCAUUCCUCGCCAGACAGAUACCCCUGUUUAUCGAUGAUACUCUGACGAUGGUGAUGGAGUUUUCUGACAGUGUCAUGGAUGUUGACACCCAGGAAAUAAACACGUCUCACUGGAAACAGUUUUCUGAGUAUUACUCCAAGUUGAAGCAACAGGACUUGACAAUCGCCCUGAUGGUCACAUCCAGGGAGGUCUACAGUGCAUUAUCUCAGCUGGUGCCAUGCGUGGGCUGCAGGCGCAGCGUGGAGCGCCUCUUCUCACAUUUGGUGGAAUCUGGCAACCCGGCCUUGGAGCCCCUCACAGUAAAACCCACAGGAAUGCUUUCUGUCACCAAGGCGUGUUUAGCAGAUGUAAAGAAGCUCUACACCCUUUUCUAUGUCCACGGGUCAAAGUUGAAUGACAUGAUUGAUGCCAUCCCAAAAAGUAAAAAGAACAAGCGCUGUCAGCUACACUCCUUGGACACACACAAACCCAAACCUUUGGGGGGAAGCUGGAUGGAUGUGUGGGAGCUGAUGUCUCAGGAGUGCAGAGACGAGGUCGUCCUUAUUGAUAGCGCUUGUCUCUUGGAGACGCUGGAGACAUACUUGCGUAAACACAGGUUUUGCACUGACUGUAAGAAUAAAGUGCUGAGGGCAUACAACAUCCUGGUGGGUGAGCUGGACUGCACUAAAGAGAAGGGCUAUUGCGCUGCCUUGUAUGAGGGACUAUGCUGUUGCCCCCACGAACGCCACAUCCAUGUGUGCUGUGAGACUGACUUCAUCGCUCACCUCCUUGGGCGGGCAGAGCCUGAAUUUGCUGGAGGCUAUGAACGCAGAGAGAGACAUGCCAAGACCAUUGACAUUGCACAAGAAGAAGUCCUCACCUGUUUGGGUAUUCACCUCUACGAGCGGCUGCACAGAAUCUGGCAGAAACUCCGAGCAGAGGAGCAGACCUGGCAGAUACUGUUUCACUUGGGAGUUGAUGCACUACGCAAAAGUUUUGAGAUGGCGGUGGAGAAGAUGCAGGGGAUCAGCCGUCUCGAGCAGUUUGUCGAGGAGCUGUCUGAGGAAGAGCGGGCCAAAGAGCUGAAGCAGGAGAAAAAGAGGCAAAAGCGGAAAAAUCGACGCAAAAACAAGUGUGGCUUUGAGAUAUCUGAGCAGGAGGCAGAGGAUAAGGAGAAAAAUCUGGACGAGGGUUCUCUUGAGUCUAUGGAGGGCUCUUGCCAGGUCUGUGGUAGCCACGAUGAAGAGGAGGAGGCCAGAUGUGAAGAAAGCGUCGCCGCCAAUGGAAACACUUCAUGUAGCUGCCCAGACAACACCAAACAGGAUUUGUCUCCCCUCAGUAAUAUUAGUGACUGCGGCUACUCCUCAAGUAUGGAGGGCAGUGAGACAGGAUCGCGAGAAGGUUCGGACAUCGCCUGCUCUGAGGGAAUAUGCAACCAUGACGAAGCAGGAGAUGACCCAAAUGCCCAUCACUGUGCCGAAGACAAGGAGGAGGAUGGAACAGACAGUUGUGUGGACUGCUGGCCGCACGCUGAGGAGAACACUCAGUGCAAGAGUAAAAAGAAGAAAAGGAAGGGCAAGGGUUUAUGCACCAAUCAGGGACAGAAAGGUGAAGGUUGUAUGCCAGAUGGGAACACGACAGGCCACGGUCCACAAUCAUCACACACCUGCCGAACCAAAGAAAUCUUCUCCUCCUUAUGUGGUGACACAUUUACCAGCAUUGCACUACGAUUACCAUGGACAGCACGUCAGAAGAACCUCAGCCUUCAUGCGGGUCCUCCAGAGGCAAACAUGAGUCUCGUGGAACUUCUGGACGAUUCAGAGGCGACUUCAGAUGAAGAGAACUGUCUGACACAAGAUGAAAUCCAGGCGUUUUUAGAAAGAAACCAGUCCUUCUACAACAACCGCCACCAGUACAGACAGCUCCUGAAAGAGAAGUUCACCAACUACUGCCGGGCCACUGAGCGGAGUAAGCCGAUCUGUGGAAAGUGGUUCGCCACCACCAGUGUCAACUAACUGCACUAAGAAAAUUCUUCCCCCCGGGAAAAACACUCGUGACCACUGCUGCGACAUCUUUAGUAAAGAAAAAAUCGGAAGUACAUUUGGUGUCCUGUUCAGUCAGUUCUCCUUUAAAGUAAAUGUGAUUCUUACUUUCUGUUUUUCUCUCUCUCUCUCUUUCUCUCUCUCUUUUGCACACCAACACACUUUUCCAUCUCGUUUCUUGGCCACUUUCUCACCAGUAAUUGUUCUCUUUGACCAAGCCUAGCUAUUUGUUGUUGGUCUUUUGUAGGGUCAUUGAGUAAGAGCACAGUGGAAUCGGUAAUCAAGCUUCGCAAGCUGUGACGUUAGGGAUACAUUUUAGGAGUCUUAUUUUAUGUAUUCUUUUUUUUUUAUGGUUUUGUUUCUAUUUUGUUUCUCUUCGGUGACACUUCAAUGUUGUGGUAAAGGUUGUACCAUUAAAUGUGUACAGAAAUUCUAAAUAUAAAGAUUUUACAGAGAAUAAACAUCCAUUUGUAAUAAGGAUUUGGGUGUGAUGUUAAGAGCGCAAUGUGCAAAAUUUACUAAAUAAAGAGUAUUUAUUAAUAUGCAUUAUA
This is a messenger RNA of Acanthopagrus latus (yellowfin seabream), 2807 nucleotides long. RefSeq names its product gametogenetin binding protein 2 (gene ggnbp2). NCBI's taxonomy places the organism in Eukaryota, Metazoa, Chordata, Actinopteri, Spariformes, Sparidae. The transcript has 14 exons. The record is from RefSeq and is a predicted model, not a curated record. Gene Ontology annotation, cellular component: nucleus; cytoplasm. The coding region runs from base 190 to 2229 and encodes 679 amino acids.